AUUUAGGUUGUUAUUCUUCCUUUCCUCUUUUUGCCAAGUGAUAAAGCCGUUUGGUAAUCUUCAAUGACUUUAUGAACUCCACUGUAACUUAUUCUCCACGCAAAUCACUAAACCAUAAAACUAAAAGAAAUUUAGGCUGGAAAUAUGUAAUAUUUGAUUUGCUGACACAAACGUUUGAGACACACCUUCACACCUUCUUGUAAUCAUUUUUUUUUUUUUAGAUGGCCGUACAUUUCAUUGACUAUAAAGUUUAAAAUCACUCCCACCUGUCAAAAUUACUGUAGAUUAGAUUAGAUUAGAUCAUAAAGGAUUGUCAUCUGUGACAAACAAAAAAACAACUCGAGGGAGAAGGACCAACCCCAAAGUUUUAGCCUGCCUCUUCCUGAAAGUCUUUAUAUAACCGAGAGCUACUAAGUAACAUGCAGAUGUCAUUAAUGUGUCACUUAGACUCUUUAUUUUGCGAGUAAAAGAGGUGUUUUAAUUGUAACCGGAUAACAAUCUAAGCUACAUGGCAGGAAAAUAGCUUUUUAUCAUCAGUGAAAUUAUUACACGCCUUGUGCCUUUUGGUCCCCAUAGAUCAUUAACUACCUUCGCAUUUAUUGUCUGCUCAACACUUGGAGCCAUCCAGACUCCAGCUACCUGCUCGAGAGAUGGUUGGAAUAUCUCACUGAACUGGCUGAAAUGGACCGAAUGAAAGACAGAAACCAGGAAAUAGUCGGAUAUAUCGCUUAAUUGUUUAAGGUUUGAAGGAAGUCUAACAGAAAACACAAUUAAAUCUGUUGACUGAGUAAAUCUGUUUGUUUUUUUAGUGUCACAUACUCCAUUAUUUAUUUAAAUUGUUCACUUUUUGCGUUUAAGAUUUAUACAUUUGUCAAUUAAAUCUAUUUAUUAACAACUACACAAAGGUAAGGACUUUUUUUUAAGCUUUUCUUUUAUAAAAAACGAUGGUUGGAACAGGUGGCCCUGUGGCCACGUUCUCCGUUUGGGACUAUGUAGUGUUUGCGGUAACGAUUGUGGGGGCUGCUGGCAUCGGCCUUUUCCAAGCCAUCCGAGGCCGCAAGGAAAGCAGCAGUGAUGAGUUUUUGUUAGGUGGGCGACAAAUGACAGCAGUGCCAGUGGCCAUGUCCCUCACUGCUAGCUUCAUGUCUGGGAUCACCGUCAUUGGAACACCCGCUGAGGCGUACCGGUUUGGUGCUGCUUUUUGGGUUUUUGGCAUUUCCUACACCAUCAUGUCCACCGUCACCGCUGAAAUUUUUGUUCCACUAUUUUACCGGUUGGGGAUCACCAGUGCUUAUGAGUAUCUUGAGCUGCGCUUCAGUCGACCCAUUCGAUUAAUUGGAACAUCUAUGUACAUCGUACAAACGGUUUUGUACACAGGCUUAGUCAUCUAUGCUCCAGCUCUUGCCCUGAAUCAAAUCACUGGAUUGGAUCUGUGGGGUGUGCUGGUCGCGACUGGACUCGUUUGCAUAGUCUACUGUUCUUUGGGUGGCCUUAAAGCAGUCAUCUGGACAGAUGUGCUGCAGAUGGGCAUCAUGCUGGCAGGAUUUAUUGCUGUCAUCGCUAGAGGAGCUGUAAUAAGAGGAGGCCUGGGCCAAAUCUGGGAAGAUGCUAGACAAGGAGGCCGACUGAAAGCUUUUGACUUUGACCCUGACCCCCUGAAGCGCCACACCUUUUGGAGCAUAGUGAUUGGUGGCAGCAUAAUGUGGGCUUCUAUCUACUCAAUCAAUCAGUCCCAGGUGCAGCGCUACAUCUCCUGCAAAACGCUGGGCCAUGCCAAGAUGUCUCUGUACGUGAACAUGGUUGGCCUGUGGGUAACAGUGAGCCUGGCUGUGUUUUCUGGCCUCACCAUGUACUCAAUUUACAAGAAUUGCGAUCCACUGUCCAAUGGUGAUGUUUCUGCCGCCGACCAGCUGCUUCCUUAUCUUGUGAUGGAUAUCCUGGCAGACUUCCCUGGGAUUCCUGGCCUGUUUGUAGCUGCAGCAUAUAGUGGCACUCUAAGCACUGUUUCUUCCAGCAUCAACGCUUUGGUUGCUGUCACUGUGGAGGAUUUCAUUUUUCCUGUAUGGAAAAAUCUCACACAGAGACAAAUAUCUUGGUUGAACAUGGGCCUAAGUGUGUUCUUUGGAGGGGUGUGUAUUGGAAUGGCAGGAGUUGCUUCGUUGAUGGGUGGCGUUUUGCAGGCUGCUCUGUCCAUAUUUGGUAUGAUCAGCGGGCCUCUUCUUGGUCUUUAUUUAUUAGGGAUGCUUUUCCGCACACCAAAUUCAACAGGAGGACUUGUGGGCAUGGUCACUGGUCUAGUGUUGACUCUGUGGGUGGGAAUUGGAGGCCAGGUUUAUCCACCAACAGCCGACAAGACGAACCCUCUUCCUCUCACCACUGCAGGCUGCAACAACACAAUGAGCCAAAACUACACAACCGCAACUCCCUGGGCCACUUCAGCAUCACUGACCACACAAUCAAGUUUCAGGCCAGAUAUAGCGGAUUCUUGGUACUCCCUGUCUUAUGUCUAUUUGUCUCUCCUUGGGAUGCUGGUUACAAUAGUGUGUGGCCUGCUGAUAAGUGCAAUCACAGGUGGAUGUAAGCAACAGAAAAUGAACCCGGACCUGUUUGUAAAGAUGAGUGACUUGAUUUGCUUCAGGUGUACCAAUAAAUCAAAGACAACAGAUGACAAAGAAAAGUCCUCAACAGACCAUCACAUGGCAGUUCACAUUUCAGCAGACUUGGACAUCAAAAACUUGGAGACAGAAAAAUCCACAAAACUCUAAUUCUGCUGCGUCUAACUCCUUGAAAUGUUUCUUUGCUAAAACCAUUUAUGCUGUUAAAACAAGCUAUUGUAAAUAGUGUUUCUUCUUUUUAUGUUGUUGUAAUCUAAGCUGCCAUGUGACUUCCUCAUUCCUCAAGACACAGGCAUCUAGUUUCCUUAUAACCAUACUAACAUUUCACAAUAAAAUAAACUUUUACAUUUGUGAUAAAAUCUGGAAAACCUUUAACUAUGUUUUAUUUGGUUGAGAUGUUUAAUGGGAAAAGUGUUAAACAGAAAAUAAUGGUUUGUAUGUUCAAGUGAAUUUAAAUCUAAAGAGAUUCAAGUCCAAUUGUGUUUAAGUGCUUGAAUAUUUAACAGCAUUGAUUUAAAACAGCCGUAUUGUUCAAUUCUAUUUGUGUGUAUACUGAGAUUGAUCCGCUCCGGCUUUUCCUUUUAUUGUUGUAGAAUUAUGUUGCUUUUAUCACCCCAUCCUUGAGCGUUUUCAGUGAUAUAAAAUAUUGCCAGAACGUUGUACUCUUUUCUUUUUUUACUCAGACACAAAACCUGGACACCAACAGCCAUAUUGUUUGUUUUUAUAAAAUGCUUUGAGCCUGUUGCAUUAAACCACCAUGUUUUCUUC
Molecule: messenger RNA, 3383 nt
Organism: Oryzias melastigma (Indian medaka)
Lineage: Eukaryota; Metazoa; Chordata; Actinopteri; Beloniformes; Adrianichthyidae
Gene: slc5a8l
Product: solute carrier family 5 member 8, like
Exons: 15
Coding region: 945-2765 (606 amino acids)
Biological process (GO): propanoate transmembrane transport; sodium ion transport
Cellular component (GO): membrane
Molecular function (GO): organic acid:sodium symporter activity
Source: RefSeq, a predicted model, not a curated record